GUACUGAAUUGUGCCUGAGCAGAGUGCUGAGAUAAGCCCCUGGAAGCAGUUGCCAGGGCAGGGUGACGAGCAGCCAUGACAACAGAGACAGGUCCUGAUUCGGAGGUGAAGAACGCGCAGGAGGAGGCCCCACAGCAGCAGCUGGAGGCAGCCACCCACGGCCCCACUGCCGUGGCUGCCAGCCGGGAAGCUGAGGCCAACGAGAAGUCUGGGGCGCAGCCCGACGCCCGAAACGUGGAGCCGGGCACAGACAUGGAAGAAAAGGACUACAGCGAGACCGAUGGGCUCUCUGAUAAAACAACGCCUAGCAAGACCCAGAAGUCGCCCCAGAAAAUUAACAAGAAAAUCAAGAGUGCCCUCUGCAGAGUGACCCUGCUUGAUGCCUCUGAGUAUGAGUGCGAAGUGGAGAAGCAUGCCCGAGGCCAGGUCCUCUUCGACAUGGUGUGUGAGCACCUUAACCUUCUGGAGAAGGAUUACUUCGGCCUUACCUUCUGCGACUCCGACAGCCAGAAGAACUGGCUGGACCCCUCCAAGGAGAUCAAGAAGCAGAUCCGCAGUGGACUCUGGAACUUCGCCUUCACUGUGAAGUUUUACCCUCCUGACCCUGCACAGCUCACGGAGGACAUCACAAGGUACUACUUGUGCCUGCAGCUGCGUGCGGACAUCAUCACAGGGCGCCUCCCCUGCUCCUUCGUCACGCACGCCCUGCUGGGCUCAUAUGCCGUGCAGGCUGAACUGGGCGAUUACGAUGCCGAGGAGCAUGUGGGCAACUAUGUCAGCGAGCUUCGCUUCGCCCCCAACCAGACACGGGAGCUGGAAGAGCGCAUCAUGGAACUGCACAAGACCUACCGGGGCAUGACUCCUGGGGAAGCAGAAAUCCACUUCCUGGAGAACGCAAAGAAGCUUUCCAUGUACGGGGUGGACCUGCACCAUGCCAAGGACUCAGAGGGCAUCGACAUCAUGCUGGGCGUCUGUGCGAACGGCCUGCUUAUCUACAGGGACCGGCUGAGGAUCAACCGUUUUGCCUGGCCCAAGAUCCUUAAAAUUUCCUACAAGAGGAGCAACUUCUACAUCAAAAUCCGCCCUGGUGAGUACGAGCAGUUUGAGAGCACCAUUGGCUUCAAGCUGCCCAACCACCGCUCUGCCAAGCGUCUCUGGAAGGUCUGCAUAGAGCAUCACACCUUCUUCAGGCUGGUGUCCCCAGAGCCACCCCCGAAGGGCUUCCUGGUGAUGGGCUCCAAGUUUCGCUACAGCGGGCGGACGCAGGCACAGACACGGCAGGCCAGCGCCCUCAUUGACCGCCCAGCCCCCUUCUUCGAGCGCUCCUCCAGCAAACGGUACACCAUGUCUCGCAGCCUUGAUGGAGAGUUCUCACGCCCGGCCUCCGUCAGCGAGAACCACGAUGCUGGAGCAGAGGGUGAGAAGCAGGAUGAGGAUGGUGAGUUUGGCAGUGGGAGACGGUCCGAGACAGAGGACGAGGAGGUGACUACCCCAACAAAGAUCAAGGAGCUGAAGCCGGAGCACGAAACAACCCCCAGGCACAAGCAGGAGUUUUUAGACAAGCCAGAAGAUGUUUUGCUAAAGCAUCAGGCCAGCAUCAAUGAGCUGAAACGGACCCUGAAGGAGCCCAACAGCAAGCUGGUUCACAGGGACCGGGACAGGAGGCUGCCUUCCUCACCAGCCUCUUCCUCGCCCAAGCAUGAGGAUGAAACACCGAAGGGAACCCCAGAAAAGGCCAGCGAGAGGAUGGAAGAGGACACCUUAGACGAUUUUGCAUCUGAGCACGGAGCUUCCCUAUGCAUGGAGUCUUUCACGCAGAAAAGCCUUGUCUCCUCUCCUGAGGGCUCGGAGCAUUGGGUAUUUAUAGAGAGAGAAACUUCUAGGCUGGAAGAGGUAGCUCUAAAGAAAGCUCUGGGAGUCAAGAAAGAAGAAGCACGUGCAGGUACUUCAGAGGUGAAAAUGAGUGUGAGCAUGUCGAAAGUGGAGAUGGCAGUAGGGAAAGCCAAGGAAGUGGCAGGCCAGGAAGAGACAACAGAUGCAGAUCUGGAGACCUGGAAGAGAGCAAAAAUGAUUGCUAGUCCCGAAGAUUUUGAGUCUGUCUGGGAGGAUGAGAUCUAUGAGAAGGAAACCAGGGAGGAGCCCAGCAUGGAGGCAAAGUGCUUGCCACCUGAGAGAGCAGAGGAGGAGCCCAAAGAGAGAGGCGAGGAAGUAACUGCAAGUGAACCAGGUCUGUCCAGGCCAAGCCAGCAGCCUGAAGAGAAGCAAAGGACAAAGACUUUGGGACCAGAUCUGCCCCAGGGAGAAAGCAAGAUGAUCUCUGAGGAGCACGUUUCUGCAGCCUCCAGGAAGCAGGAUGCCAGAGUGCUAACUGCAACCACAGAGUUCAUUAAAAUUAAAGUGAAGUCAAGUGAUGACAACACAGAGACUUCUGCUACACAGAGGAUCAUCUACUUAGGAGACCUAGAGGGAGAUGAGAAGGACAAUAAAACACAUCUGCUUUCAGAGGCAGGAGGACAGCUUGACUUGUUGGAGAUGCCAGAAACCACAGUGAACAGGCCAGGAGAGGGAUCAGAGCCCACAGCGCCCAUGGAAGAAAGGUUCCAGUCCACUUCCCCAGUGUAUGAGCAACAGAGAGCAGUAUCAGAAAAACCUGUCGUAGUGCCAGAGCAGCCUGAGACAGGCUAUGAUGAGACAAGCCCUGCAGGACGUCUUCCCUUGGAGCAGGAGCACUGUUUGUCAGUGCAGCAAGAGGAAGCAACAGCGAGUCUUAGGGGCUGUGAAACACAGGAGAAAGAUCAAACCAUGUUGUGUUCCCAGGAGGUGGGCUCAGAUGAAAAAGAUCUGCAAAGCCCAGUAGGAGGAUUGAAGCUGAGUGCCCUGGAAGGGGAAGGCAGUAGGGCUGAGGACCCGAAACAGAGCCCAGCUGCAGGAGAGCAGUGGGGCACGGACGUCUCUGUGACAGAGUGGAGGCUCUCAGAAAGAACCGUACCUGAUGGGAAUGAGGAGGAAAGCUCCAGAGUGGUUCUGCAGAUGGAAGAGAUAGAGACUAAAUCAUCCUCUUCAGCUGUGUCUCAGCAGGGCUGCCCUCAUGCCACUGCAGGGCUGGAGGAGGAUGAACCCAGCACUCCCACCCCUGGGCCCUUUCCCCAGCAACCGGGCCCUGUCCCUGCAGAGCCAGCCCAGGACGCAGAAUCCGAAGGCCAAGACCUGUCCUGGGGCACUAGCCUUGUGAGAGGUGUGGGCACACUGGAGUAUGUGAACCCCUCAAAAGAGGUGACAUGCAGGGAGGCAGGUUCUGCAGGGGCACUCAAGGACAUGAGCCCUGUGACAGAGUAUGAAACACCCGGGGACGUGAGUUCUGAACCUGAAGAAAGACCACAAGAUGUGGGCUUUGCUACAAGGAAAAUACACCAAGAUGCAAGUCCUGUUGCAAGAGGACUACACCAAAACAUAGACAGUGCAGCAGAGCCAGUCAGAGAUCCGGCCACAGGGGAGGAUGUCUGGGACUCAAACCCUGUCACUACGAAGGGAGUCCAGAGAACCACAGAAAAGCCACUCCAGAAAGAAAAGCCUGUGAUAAAAGAGCUCUCCCAGAACAUAGGGCCCAGAUCAGGAAAGCUGAUGGGAGAUGAAGGCUGUGGAAUGCAAGAAUUAUCCCAUGACAAAAGCCCUUGCAUGAAACAGCUGCCUUCCAAGGCAGAAGAAGCAGAACAAAAGACUGAGACCAUUAUAGGACACCUGCCUCCAAAGGGUCCUGAGUCUGGAGGGCCGCUCCACACUGCACAUACCAAAGCACAAGAGCCGCCCUGGGACUUGGAGUUUAAUGUGGGACAAGCUCUGCAAGGCAGGAGCUCUGUGGUAGGAGAACCUGCUAGGGACAGUGACCUUGCUCUGGGGCAGCCAGUGCAGCCUCCCAAAGAAGAUGCUGAAGUCCUGCACUCCCACUCCAUAGUAACGGGAAUACGUCAAGAAAGCACAAUGUUCCAGCUUUCAACCUCUAUGUAUGAAGGCAGUGAAGAGCUGCAAGUGAGCAGUGGGAUACAGAAAAGAGAGUCUGGGCCAUUGGUGUGUACUGAUGGUAGGACAGAAACUGUGUCCCAGGAGCACAGAGGUGUCACUGAGGCCCCGCUCCUGGGUAGCUGGCAGGACAGUGAGAGCUACAAGAAGACCUCAGUGGCCUCUAAGAUUAAGAUGUUUGAGCAAAGUGAAGCUGAGCGAAGGGCAGCCCAGGAGGAAGAAGAGCAUUUGCCUGAAACUGAGACACCAGCAAAAGCAAAGGGGAAGAUGAAUCUGACACAGGACGUGCUUUUGAACACAGGCCCCAUCUCGCCUCCGUCGCUGACAGGUACUCCGGUGGAACUGGCAUCCAGUGUGGGCUCAUUUGCCCUCAAGGGGCAAGGGGCUGGUUCAGGAAACUCCUCUCAGCCCCUGUCUCUGAAGGAAGAUGUUUCUGUUGAUCUGGAGCAUGGAGAAGACAGUGCUGACCUGGCUUCCCCUGACUCCGGCUGUGAACUCACACUGGCAGAAGCCGUGAGCAAAUCUCAGGAACCAAGUGGGGAAGAAAAGGAUUUAUCUGACCCGUCUGUAAAAUCCAGCAUGAAAGAAGAGAAUUUAAAGACUGCUGUUCCAGUGGUCUUACAGAGAGCAGGCUUGAGGGAGGGCACCGAGGAGAAAGCUAAGCCACCUCGGCACAAGGCUCCUGAGAGUGACACUGGUGAUGAGGAGCAGGACCAGGAGAAGGACGCAGUGUUUCUGAAGGACAACCACCUGGCCAUCGAGCGCAAGUGCUCCAGCAUCACGGUCAGUUCAACCUCCAGCCUGGAAGCAGAGGUGGACUUCACAGUGAUUGGUGACUUCCAUGGAACAGCCUUUGAGGAUAUCUCCCGAAGCCUGCCCGAGCUGGACAAGGACAAGAGUGAGAUGGAAGAUGAAGGUCUGGUUUCCUUCCAGCAUACUGACAAAGUAGUUCCUGGACUGGAAGAAGAUGUCAAAGUCAGGGAGAAAGUCUCCCAGCCCAGCACAGAUGUCUCCCAGCUAGAGUCACGAGCCCUGAAAACGGAUGCUGUGACUGUUUGCCUGGGGUUGGGCACAAAGAAUCCUGAAGACACCUCUGCUCCUCACCAGAUCAGCACCCCAGAAGCAGCCCAGGUGGAAGGAAGCGCCCUUGGCCACAAAGACGCGACAGCUGCUGCUCAGGCAGUCACCGCAGAGACUGUGCCAACAACCUCAGAUAACACCACCAAGCCUGGGAAAGGGGCUGGCCCCGUGACAGAACUUCGCUCUGUGUCACCGAUCACCGGCAGCUCCACUGGGAAGGAAGUGCUCACCAGCAUAUUCAGUGCCACUGCAGAAACCCUCUCUACUUCCACCACUACCCAUGUUACCAAGACUGUGAAAGGAGGAUUUUCAGAGACCAGGAUAGAGAAGCGCAUCAUUAUCACAGGAGAUGAAGAUGUGGACCAGGACCAGGCACUGGCUUUAGCAAUCAAAGAGGCAAAACUACAGCAUCCUGACAUGCUGGUAACCAAAGCUGUGGUAUACAGAGAAACAGAACCUUCUCCAGAGGAAAGAGACAAGAAACCUCAGGAAUCUUGACCAACAUGUUCUUGGAAGUCAACAUCUGUAUUCAAACCUGGAGAACAGUGAAGAAGGAGCCUUCAUGCUGGAUUUGUCAGCAAGACAUAGACAUCCUGGCUGCAAUGUUUAUGGCGAGAGACAAAAUUUUUAAAAAAGGAAUAGCAAAUAUAUUAUAUAUAUAUAUACAUACACACACACACACAUAUAUAUAUAUAUAUAUAAAAACAGGAAACAAAAUGCAUCCUUGCACUGCUGCUAUAUGCUGGAAAUGAAUAGCAAACAACACCAACAACAAACAAAACCACCCUCUUUGCAGAUAAAUUGAAGAAUUUACUGGAUUGGUGAUAAAAUAAGAUCAUAAAAACAUAAUAACAAUAAUACAAUAAGCCACCAUCUUGCAUGUUACAUUAAAGGAUACACAAUCAUGAGUUCAUUUGUUGCACAUUAAAUGGAAAGGAAAACUGCUUUGCAACAAAGCAAGAAAUAAGCAAACUGAAAUAAAACAAACACAAGCAGAAGCAAAACCAUUCCCCACCUCUGGAAAGAAGAGAGAAAAACAUUGAGUUUAUUACUUUAGAGUUAUUUUCCGAUUUGGAAGUUUGAUUUCGCCCUUCUCCUCAUUCCAUGCUGGUUCUUUUGCAUCUUUUGGGGUUCUGUUAACUCUUCCCCUUCUCUGUGCACUUGUCCAACCUCUUGUUCUCUGAAGGUAUUUAAGAAUUGAUUUCAUUUCAAACAAAACAAAUGAUAUGUAUAUGGUUUCUCAUUUAUAAAAAUGCAGCCUGUAGGGGUUUCAUAUGGAUGUGCAUUUAAGUUAUGUAUAUUAUUAUAUAUAACAAGGGGGGAGGGGGGGAACAAUACUGAAAUAAUUCAACAGCACUGGUAAAUAUGAUGACAUUUUUAAAUUAUUACCUAUUUGGUUGACUGUGGUUGGUGUAUUUUGAGACUCUUAGAUCACAUUGGGACUCUUAGUCCUGCAAGAAGAGAACAGGGAAGGUGUCAGCCGCUGCUGUUUGGAGGGAGGAAGGGGAGAGAGAGAGGUGGGAGAAGUCCUGCUGACUGAUCCACAUGACAGAGGAGAGCUGGGUUUCCUGUUGCAGUAUGUGGUGUUUGGAAAAGGUUGCUCAGUGGUGAGUUGGAAGGGCAAGGAAGGAGGUUCAGGCUGCUCCUGCAGCCUGAGAUCCUCUCCCUGGCUCCCACCCAAAGGCAUCAGCAUCAGCUGGGAUCAAGGUUGCAGCUGCAGGACUGUGUUCAUCGCUUCUCUUCAGCUCAUUGAGCUGUGAAGACUUUUGGGUUGUUUUGGAUUGAUUUGGAUUGUUUCUGGAUCCCAGUAAUGCAGUUACUCAAGAUUUGUAGUAGGAAGGGUUGGAGGCAGAGUAGUUGUUUCUGCCCUGCUUUCCUGCUGCCCAGGGUGCGACGGUUAGUGAUGGUGAUGGCAGAGCAAUGGCAGUCCUUCCCUGUCCUUGCCUCCAGGUGCUGCCCAAGGGCAGGCAGUAGAGAGACCACGUCGUCUCCAUCACUGCAGUGUCCCAAGUGUACAAGGCUGGAUGACAGAGCCUGGUCCUUCUAUGUAAGGAGGCAUGUGUCAAGGAGAUACCAGUGAAGCUGCCUGCCCCACAACUCACGAUGACUCUGCCUUUAGAGACAGGCCUUCUCUAUGGCUGCCUUUGGAAGGGGAUUAUGGGCCAAGCCCAGGGUCUUGUACACUGUGAACCAGGCAGUUAAAGUAGACUUGGAACAAAAAUCAGAAAGGAAAGGAAAUUAACACAUUUCCGUUUUGGGAUUAUCUCUAUCUCCUGUGUAAACAGAAGGGCCCGCAAUUCUGCACCAUUUUGCCUUUAGUCUCCCAUCCUUCACACAGACUGCCCAGAAAUAGGUGCAUUUAACUGGUUUCUGCAAUGGAUCUGAGGAUGACAGUGAGCAGGGAGAGCCUGAGCCAUUAGGAUGUUGUGGGCAGACCUCCCUUACCAAAUCUUCUGUCCUGGUCUCUGGCAGCCUUGGAUCACCAGCUGCUUGCUAUUAUGUCCUCAUGAAGUCUGUUCUCCUUCUGGUGUAUAGGUUUCCCCUGCAAGCAUUGAAGACUUGAGCACAGGCUACUUGGACAGUGGACAGAGUUGAUGGCUGAUGCCAGUGCAGUCAUGUUCCUGGAGAAGUUGGUUGUGGGGUCUCCCUCAGCUUCUGUCUGAGUGCGUUCAUCUGCUUGUGACCUGCUGCUUUUAGAGACCAGACCCCAAAACAGAAAGAAUUAAGGCAGUUGCAAAGAGGCUAAUUUUCUCUCUUUCCUUUUUAUAUACACCCAAGCCAGCUGUCGAUAGCAGUCACACUUUCAGAGACACACACCGGGUGACAGAGGACCAGUUCUCAGUGCCUGCACAGGGCAUCUAGCCCUUCUCGCCUAUUAGCAAUGAUCUGCACACCGUGCUGGUUGUUCUUCAGCACACUUUAGUUCAUACUCAGAGGAGCCCAUGUGGCUUUGCUACCCUUACAACCAACCACAGGCUACUCUGAAGAUAGAUACCUGCUUUUUUCAUCAUGUGUACCAUUAUAAAAAUGAAGGUUACUGUUAAAAUUAGUGGCCUUACACAGUUAGAAUUGAUGUGAGUUUGGACUCAGACUAGUUAUGUGUGGAGUGAGUGGAUCCAGUUCCCUGGCUUCCGCAGCUUGUUUAAUGGGGGUGACAAUGUUCCAAAAAAAAAAAAAAAAAAAGGAAAAAAGCUCACUGCUUGUUCACCUGGUGAGGUGCGGGUUUCUGCUGCUCAGCAACAAUUGAUGCCCCUGCGGGCUUGGCUCUUGCAGCCUGCCCCUCGUGUUGCUGCCAUUUUGGAUAGCUGAUUACCAUUUGUUUUCUUCCAGGGGCCUUUCUGUUGAAAGGGAUGAGAGACAUGAGUGCCUGUUUUUACCUGAUCCCAUAAAUCCAUUCCAAACCUGGCCUGCAAUUGCAUGAGUAAUAGUAACAGUAACAAUAACAAUAAAUAUUUAUUUUUAUUUGAAAAGCACCUUACCAACCAACUGCAGUGCUCUGUUGUUCCUUCACUAACUCCCCUUUUCUCUUCCCUUGUUCUUCUUCUCCCCCCUUCAGUCAUACUCCUUUUCAGUGCUCGGUGGUGUAUGCGUGUGUGCUCACUGUUCUUGUAUUCAAUAAAAGUGAAAUAAAUGUGUUUGAUGCUAAACCA
Messenger RNA from Cygnus olor (mute swan), 8747 nucleotides. It is a transcript of the gene EPB41L1, whose product is annotated as erythrocyte membrane protein band 4.1 like 1. The transcript has 25 exons. Gene Ontology annotation, molecular function: actin binding; structural molecule activity. Gene Ontology annotation, cellular component: cytoskeleton; plasma membrane. Lineage: Eukaryota; Metazoa; Chordata; Aves; Anseriformes; Anatidae. Gene Ontology annotation, biological process: cortical actin cytoskeleton organization. The record is from RefSeq and is a predicted model, not a curated record. Bases 76 to 5595 code for a protein of 1839 amino acids.